Molecule: messenger RNA, 1257 nt
Organism: Plasmodium cynomolgi strain B
Lineage: Eukaryota; Apicomplexa; Aconoidasida; Haemosporida; Plasmodiidae
Exons: 1
Source: RefSeq, a predicted model, not a curated record
AUGAAGUGUGCCAUUUGGGUUGGGGCCCUUCUGUGCCUGGUGGGCUGGGGAGAAGCGCUGCUUGGAGACGCGGUUGGGGAAGCGGUUGGCAACGCUGCUAACAACGCUGCUAAGGACGCGGUUGGCAACACUGCUAGCCACGCUUCUAACAACGCAUCUAACGAUGCCGCUAACGACGGUCCUGACUUCUCCGAGGCGCUCGCACACUUCGCGGACCCGAACGAGCUGUACGACCUUUUGGCAGAGGAGGCCAAGGGGAGCACUGAAGAAGGGAGUCUCCUCGAGGGGACCCCAAAGUUGAAGCGAAGGUGGGGAAACACAUCUAAGGGGUUGCGUAAAUUGGGCAGAGUGGAUAAAAAUACCUUCCUAACUCUGUACGAGUCCGCGCUCAGUCACUUCGACGUGGAUGGUUACAGCUCCUUCAUGCAGGAGGUAAUUGCUCAGAGGAGGGGUAGCGACGAACUAGGGGAAGGGAAGCGGUGGAAGGGAAGAAGCACUAGGAAUGCCCACCCCCACUGCGACCGGGGAGUUAGCAUCGGUGUGGGGGCCGAGGGGAGAGGGACACCCCGUGGCGUCACAAGGCGAGGAGAAAAGACCGCAGGAGGUGGAGGGGGUAUGACCAAUGUUGAGUACCCCGGAGGAGCGAUCCGAUCAGCUUAUGGAAACAACUUAAGCAAAUGGAUGAAGGAGUCUUUGGAAGAUAUAGAAUCCCCUGCAUCUUUAAAAGAACCCGGACUAGCUAAUAUGCUAAUACAAAGUCUUACCAUGGUAAAGGGACUAAUCCAAUCAGUAGCUAGCUCAGUAGUAGAUAUAGUACCUCCCCUAAUACCCCCACCUGUCUGGAUUAAUAGACCUCUCCCUUGUCUCCCAAUGGUGACAGGAAAAAAUUGCUUAGGUUCGAUCCUCUACCCAAUAACAGCUGCAGAGUUCGUCACAGCUGAUAUUACGGAUUCUACAAUGAAUGGGAUCAUUUCGAGCUUCCCUGCUAAGUAUGCUUCAAAAGUCGGCAAAACUUCAGAUGCACAAUAUAGACUCUGUGCUAUGGCUUACCUUGGCAUGUACUGUGCGUCACUCUUUCCAAUUUGCUGGAUGCCUAUCGGAUUGCAAGUCGCAGAAACUAUGUCCGUUUGCUUCCCUCAAUGUUUGGCUACCCUUAUCGCUUGUCCUGGAUUCUGGAUAGAUGAUGUGGAAGGACCUUGUAGCAAUGCAUCAGUACCUCCCUUCUGUUCCUUUUCUGUCUUUGUUAAUCAGAAAAUC